Molecule: messenger RNA, 1011 nt
Organism: Aspergillus neoniger CBS 115656
Lineage: Eukaryota; Fungi; Ascomycota; Eurotiomycetes; Eurotiales; Aspergillaceae
Product: 4-hydroxybenzoate octaprenyltransferase
Exons: 1
Coding region: 1-1011 (336 amino acids)
Biological process (GO): ubiquinone biosynthetic process
Cellular component (GO): mitochondrial inner membrane
Molecular function (GO): 4-hydroxybenzoate polyprenyltransferase activity
Source: RefSeq, a predicted model, not a curated record
AUGGAAGAGACCCUUACCCAGCGCCAAACCGUGCACAAAGUGGCCAUAACCGCCCGUCACGAGGAGGUCAAAGCCCCGGCCACAAACGAGAUGCCAAUCCAAGGCGUAGCCAAACUGGUCCCAUCAUCCUGGGUGCCCUACGUCCAAUUAAUGCGGCUUGACCGUCCGGGCUUCCUCGGCUUCUUCAUGCCCACUCUAAUGGGCCUCUCUGCGGGCGCCACACUAGCCUCUCCACCCAUCACAGCCCCUGAGUUCCUCAAAUCAUUCAUUUUCUUCUGGAUCGUCACCAAUUUCAUCCGCGGGGCCGCCUGCACCUGGAACGACAAUGUCGACCAAGACUUCGACCGCAAAGUACCCCGAACCCGCUGUCGACCCAUUGCCCGCGGAGCCGUCUCCACCACGCAAGGCCACAUCUUCACCCUAGCUCAAGUCGCCAUCACCGCCUGGAUCCUGAGCCACCUCCCCGCCCAAUGUCACGCAUACAGUCUCGCCAUGGGCGUGCUGCACGCUAUCUACCCCCUCUGUAAACGCUUCAUGGACUUCACUCCCGUUUUCCUGGGCCUGCCCUUCUCAGUGACUAUGAUCCUCCCCGCUGUCGGAAUGGGCGUGGACCCGUUCUCCGCUCCGGCGGCUUGCUUGUUCGUGGUUGAGUUCGUCUGGACGAUUAUUUAUGAGACCAUCUACGCGCAUCAGGAUGUGCAGCACGAUGUUCAGGCGGGUGUUAAGUCCAUGGCGGUUAGGUAUAGACAUUCUACGAAGAUUAUUGCCUCUGUGCUUGGUGUCGUUAUGGUUGGGUUCAUGGUUGCGGUGGGUGUUACUGCGGGCUUGUCCGGGGUUUACUUCCUCGUGGGUUGUGGUGGCACCGCGCUUUCGUUGGCCGUGAUGAUUUAUUCGGUCGAUUUGACCAAGCCGGCUAGUUGUUUGUAUUGGUUCCGUAUGGGGUUCUUUAUUGUUGGAGGGAGUAAGUCGGCUGGGUUUUUGGCUCAGUAUUUGGUGGAUCUUUUGGCGUAG